Marchantia polymorpha subsp. ruderalis is the source of this 1572-nucleotide messenger RNA. The record is from the annotation of a GenBank genome assembly. NCBI's taxonomy places the organism in Eukaryota, Viridiplantae, Streptophyta, Marchantiopsida, Marchantiales, Marchantiaceae.
GCAAAUGGCACCCGCAGACGCAGACGCGCCUUCGGCUGGCCAUCAACUUCAUCGUCCCGAGGAGCUCCCGAAGCCCCGCAUUCGAACGAGCGAACGAAGGAGCGAGUGGUGGAGCUCGCGGAGCAGGGGAGGGCAAGAAUCGAAGCAGACGAGGGUGAUGGUUCUUGCAGGAGGUGGGAUUCGGCUGUGCAGAAAUCGCGAAUGCGAUAUGAUUAUUCUUCCGGGUCGAGAAUUCGGAAUGUCGAUAACGAAAUGUUCGCAUGCACCGUCGUGGAGUGCGGUGCACACGCGUCCGCGUGGUGUGUGGGGAGCUCGAUUCAUUAAUUAAGGGAGGGCGCGCGGUUCGCUUCGGGAGGUGGCGUUUCUUUUUGGAGUGGGUGGAGCCCAGCUGAAUUUUUGAAUUGCAAGAGGUUGGAGACACGGACGGAGGGAGGACUGUGGUGCUGAUUUUGGGCUUGGCUGAGAAGGUCGAAGGAGGGAACCGGGUGAGGGUCGAGUUACUGAUAUUGCGAAGUUAUGGUGGAGCCGGGAAAAGCUUGUUUGACGCUGCAUCAACCGUGGGCGUCGUUGCUCGUUUAUGGGAUCAAGCGCAUUGAGGGCCGUUCUUGGCCUUCUCCCAUCCGUGGUAAACUCUGGAUACACGCCGCUUCAAAGGUCCCAGAACCUGAAACGAUUAAAGCCAUGGAGAGUUUUUAUCGUGAGAUAUAUGCUGUGGAUGGGGUGACAGAGAUCGAAUUUCCAAAGUAUUAUCCCACCUCUGUUCUUCUGGGCUGUGUAGAGGUUGUCGGCUGUUUAAAGCUUGACGAGUUGAUCUGUUGGGAAGAUCUUUCUAAUGGGGUCCGUCUGGAGGGUCAGACCGAAUUUUGUUGGCUCUGUGAAUCACCACAGAAGCUGGUUAUGCCAUUGCAGAUGCGCGGCCGUCAAGGAAUAUACAACAUACAGAAAUCGAUUCUGGACGGAGCUUCAAGGGCUGUUAAGCCAAUUUGUGGACCUGCCCCUAUUACUUUCCCUCCUUUACCUUCUCAGCCUUCUUCUAGCAAUGUGGUGGAUCUACAGAAAGGUCCAAAUGGGAAGUUGAAGGCUCCUCCAAAAUCUGCGGCAUUAGAAGCUUCAAUCGCUGGAGCGCGACAAGCAGCCUCGCAAUUCAGAAGACAAGAAAUCCAGAUGCAAAAGCAGCAGCAGGCACUGGAGGAACAACAGCGGGUGAAAAGGAACAAAUCACCUGGUCAGUCCACUGAUUCUUCCUCGUCCUCCUCCCUAGGCGAUUCGGCAGAAGCUAGAUGGGCACCCUCCGAAUCCACCAGAAUUGCUCGCGCGAUGCACAUGGAGUCUGUGAGACCUACUUCUAGGAUUCUGGCCCAAGCUUUGAGAAGUUCUCAUCAAACAUGACAGUUCUGCUGUCAUGUUUGAUGAGAACUUCUCAAAGCUGUUUAUUGGUUCACUGGAAUGACACUCGCAAAUGCCUGACGCUCAGGUCUAAAUUGUCAACUAGUGUACAGGAAAGACCUAAACACACGCUGAAUUCAGCGAACAGACAAAUUAGAGCAGGAUAGGUGGCCAUGUAUAGGAGAG